This is a messenger RNA of Equus caballus (horse), 4435 nucleotides long. NCBI's taxonomy places the organism in Eukaryota, Metazoa, Chordata, Mammalia, Perissodactyla, Equidae. The record is from RefSeq and is a predicted model, not a curated record.
CAUGCCGCGAUGCAGCACUACGGGGUGAACGGCUACUCGCUGCACGCCAUGAACUCGCUCAGUGCCAUGUACAACCUGCACCAGCAGGCGGCCCAGCAGGCCCAGCACGCCCCCGACUACCGGCCGUCGGUGCAUGCGCUUACGCUGGCUGAGCGCCUGGCCGGCUGUACAUUUCAAGACAUCAUCUUGGAGGCCCGCUAUGGCUCCCAGCAUCGCAAACAGCGUCGCAGCCGCACCGCGUUCACGGCUCAGCAGCUCGAGGCCCUGGAAAAGACCUUCCAGAAGACCCACUACCCAGACGUGGUGAUGCGUGAGAGGCUGGCCAUGUGCACCAACCUGCCUGAGGCCCGGGUGCAGGUGUGGUUCAAGAACCGCAGGGCUAAGUUCCGGAAAAAGCAGCGCAGCCUGCAGAAGGAGCAGCUCCAGAAGCAGAAGGAGGCUGAGGGCUCCCAUGGGGAAGGCAAGACCGAGGCCCCAACCCCAGACACCCAGCUGGAGACAGACCAGCCCCCCAGCCUGCACAGUGGCGACCCCCCAGCUGAGCUUCACCUGAGCCUGUCUGAGCAAUCGGCCAGUGAGUCAGCCCCCGAGGACCAGCUGGACCGGGAGGAGGACCCCCGGGCAGGGGCCGAGGAUCCCAAAACUGAGAAGAGCCCUGGGGCUGAGAGCAAGGGGCUGGGCUGCAAGAGGGGCAGCCCCAAGGCAGAUUCCCCAGGCAGCCUGGCCCUGGCUCCUGCAGCCCCUGGGGGCGGCCUCCUGGGCCCCUCCCACUCUUACUCCUCAUCCCCGCUGAGCCUCUUCCGUCUGCAGGAGCAAUUCCGCCAGCACAUGGCGGCCACCAACAACCUGGUGCACUACUCAUCCUUCGAAGUGGGGGGCCCGGCCCCCGCUGCUGCCGCUGCCGCCGCCGCCGUGCCCUACCUGGGCGUCAACAUGGCCCCGCUGGGCUCACUGCACUGCCAGUCCUAUUACCAGUCCCUGUCAGCAGCCGCCGCUGCCCACCAGGGUGUGUGGGGGGCCCCACUGCUGCCUGCGCCCCCAGCAGGCCUGGCACCUGCCUCGGCUGCCCUGAACAGUAAAACCACGAGCAUCGAGAACCUGCGGCUUCGGGCCAAGCAGCACGCGGCCUCUCUGGGACUCGAUACACUGCCCAACUGACUGCUGGCCUCCAGCCCAGCCAGGGGUCUUGGGGCCACCCUCCCAGCCCAUGGUUAUCCCCAGCCGGCUCUCAAGGAGUUAACCCUAUGAGCCCAGGGAUCCUGGGCCUGGAGUCCUGCCCCCAUGCCCUCCCCAGAGCCCUAGCCCUAGGGGAGGCCCACACCUGCACAUCCUCUGCAUGGCCCUGCUUGGAUCCCCAGGAGGCUGAUGGGGAGGAGGGGAGUGGCUGGAGGGGGCCAGGCUUUCCACAGGGGAGUGAGAGGCUCUCACCGGCUAGAUCCCCACCUCCGUGUCACCUCCUCCCCUCCUUUCCCUCCCUCCCCGUCUGGUCUGCCCCUAGUAAGUUGCUGUGUGGAAUGUGAGAUAUAACUAUACAUAUAUAAAGCUAUAUUUUCAGGCCCCAGCCUGUCCCAGGCCCCUGCCCCGCUCCUUUUCCACUGCCGCCCUGGCCUCCACCGCAGCUUCUGCCUCUCACUCUGGCUCUCCCUUCUCUCUGUCUCUCUCUCCCCUUCCCUUCUUCCCUGACCUCCCUCUCCCUGCCUCUAUCCUGUUUCCUGCCCCUCUCUCCCUGGCCUCUGUCUUCCCCACUCUGGAUCUUUCCCCCAUGUCUCUUCUCCCUGCCUCAGCUUGCUUUCUUUGGUGCUGGUUGUGUUAGUGUCGUCAAUUCCCAAGCAAUGUUUUGUUUGGGGUUGUGGCUUUUUAGUUUUAGUAAUUUUGCUUCUUGCUGUCCCUCUCCUGCUUCUUCUCUGCCUGCCUGUCUCCUCCCCGCACCGGUACCCUCUCUCUGAAUUUGUCCCUUUCCAUACUCAAGAGAAGUGAUAAGGUCCUGGCUGGAGACCCUGUGGCCACUGGAGCUGCAGGCAGGAGGUGGCACUUGUCCCCCACCCACCCUGCCCUGGCCUGGCCUCUAGAAGGUGUGGUGGACACAUUCUCUUUUCUCUCUUCUCAGCUGUGAGGCCAGGGGAGGGGAGGCAGGAGUCGGAUGGGGCAGGCAGUGGAUGGCAGCACCCUGCCUGUAAGACCUCCAGGAUGGGGCCUGCUGCCAGCGUGCAUCCAGGAUGGACCACAGGGCUCCAGCCCUCUCUCUGGUGCGGGAGGCAGCAGGGGAGCGGUGCUCUUCAGGGCAGAGCAGCAGGUGCUCCUCUCCCGCAGCUGGCCUCCCGGUCCAACAGGGAGUGUCUGUUGCAGGCCCGCCUUGAACCAGGAAGGAAGGUUGAACUCCAGCUCCUGAUCCCAGUGAGGGCGACAGGCAGCACUGUGGAGUCUCGGGCUUCUGUCGGUGUCCUGUCCUAGGGCCACCUGUUGAAGGAGAGGCUUCUGUCCAGCUAGUCACGGGUACAGCAGGAUGUGUUCUUGCUUAUGGCCAGGGAUCCAGCUCAGCAGAAUCCCUUUCAAAGCGGUGUGACCUUGAGUCAGCCCAAAGCCUCUCUGGGCCCGUUUCCCCAUCUGGAUUAGAUGGCCUGUGACAUCCUGUCCAGCUCUAACAUUCUGCAUGUCUGUGUUCACAACCUUGCAGGGCAGAAGUUUUUAGUUAAACUAACAACCACCACAAAAAGGUUCUCAAAAGCACAAUGUAUGAAUUAGAAAAUUACCCUUGCCUUGCUGUGGAGCAGUGGGUGUUGCUCACACAAGCCUCUCCGAGGGCAUGGCCACAGUCUCUGGGCCUCAGUUUCCUAAUAAGUAUAAUGGGUCCUUUCUAGCUGAGACAAUCUGGAUUUGAUCUUGCUUUUCUUGAGUUCCAGUGCCAGCCUCUGUGGUCCAUCCAUCUCCAUGUCUUCACAUGGUCUCAGGCCUUCAGGGCAGGGGGAGGGGGAUGGCUUGCACAGAUUCCGGAUCAUGAUCCCCAACCCUCUGUGGCUCACCACUGAACCUUCCACCCUUUGCUUAGAGAAGUUGCAUCUGAAAACUGGGUAAAGAUUCCUAAGGCUUGUCUCCCUUCCCGGUGCUAAGAGAGGGGGGUCUAUUGGCGCUCCGGUAGGAUUGGUUUGCAGAGCCGUGGAUGCCCAUCAUCUUUGGAGGUCCAUCUAGGUUGGGGCAGAUGGAGAAGGCUUUAGAUGGGAAAAAAGUGAGGGAGAUAGUAACCUGGGCCAGGAAAACUAUUUGAACAUAGCAAUGGAGUGAGAUUAAGUGGACAAUGGGGAAGGGGUGGCAGGCCUCAUGAGAGGGAGGCUGAGGGCCUUGAGUUCAGGCUAAAGACCUUACCUAGAUAAGCAGGUGAGGGUUUCUGAACAGGGGGAUCAGGUGAACCGGGAUCUGGUAUCUGGGAUUUGGAAGGUGAGUCCAACAGCCACAAGAGCAUCAGAGAAGGAGAGACUUAGGCAGGGGGACGGGAGGGUGGUGGAGACUGUAAGAGACAGAAGUGAUUUUUGGUUUGUCCUCUGGGAUCAGCUCCAGAAAGGUCUGCUUCUGAAACUAAAACAAUCUCAUCUAGACCAGGCCUGGGGACUGAAGCUUUCUGCAUGUCCCUGGAUGCAAAUGACUGUUACUGGGCCUUGGAAUCCAACAGCUCCAGACCUCACCACCUCCUCCAGGAAGCCUCCUUUGUCCUCCUAAAAGGCAAGUCUGUCCCAGAGUCAUGGCUGGAGCCAGGCCCACCUCAGGCUCAGCCCCACUUCCCUCAGCUCUGUCAACACUUCCUCAUUUAAUUGACCCAAUUGCACCAGCCCAGAGAAGGCAAGGAAAGUAUAUGGGGUCCCCACCCGCUGGGCGGAUCUCAGCCUCUCUUAGGGGACCAGCCUCAGUUACUGAGAGCAGCUAGAGAGCAAGAGGAGGGUGUGCCUGGCAUCUCCUAUGGGAGCAGAGGGUGUGGGCUUGGGGUGGGCCCACCAUACCUGAGGCUGAACCUGAAGCCUAGCUGGGCCUGCUGGUCACCCUGAGGCUCUGACUGUCCCUUCCAGGAAAGCCUCGCUCCUUCCCUCUCCCUCCUAUCUGAGGUCUCCAUUUCCCUGCUUCCUCACUUCCCCAGAGCAUGCCCAGGAGCCUGGGCUCCCACUCGGACUCUGCAGCCAGCCGGCCAUACAGACUGCUUUCCAAACCAGCUGUUUUGUGACCAUUUGUGCUUAGAAGUCGUGCCAGCUGUGGCAAAAACACUGUGUACCGUAUUUAUUUAUUCUGUUAGUUGAAAAAACAAGACUCACACCUCCUUCUCCCCUGCCCCAACCCCUGCGUAGUACAGCAUGACACCCUGUCCCGUGUAUCUGUCCGUCUGUCUGUCUGACUUCCUGUGACGUUGUGACCUGUUCUCUGUCCUACUUGGCUAAUAAAAGAGAAUCUGGCA